AUGUCGUUGAAUAAUCUAGAUAUGGCCAACAUAUCUUCUUCUGCCUAUGUAGAUUCGGCAGACGGAACGCUAGUUAUCAUGGUAGUACGAGCAAAACAUUUACCAAAUCGAAGAAAAAUGGAUAAACAAUCACCCUAUGUGGUAGUACGAAUGGGCACUACUGCUAAAAAGACUAAUUCUGAUUUCAGGGCUGGACAAACACCAGAAUGGACACACGAGAUACGAUUUGAUAUAACUCGAGAUAGGAGACCUUUAUUGAAAAUUGAUUUGUUAGACGAGACUAAUGGUGACCCCACACCUAUUGGCGGUUGUGAAAUAGAUGCCUCUAUAGUAUUCCGACAUCCUGGGAACGAACAAGAUGGCAAGUUUAUAUAUGACAAAUGGUAUGACUUGACGUAUCGAGAGAAAAGUGCUGGGAUGUUGUAUUUGGAAAUGACAUUUUAUCCCAGAGUACCUAUACUUCCUCCAAAAAUAUCUCAUCAUCAUGAAGCAUUUGAAAACCAUGUAGCAUUGAGUGGGGGCUACGAUGAUGAAGAUGACAACAAAAGUAACAACAACAACAACAACAAUAAUAACAACAAUAACAACGAUCACCUUAGUCUAGGGCACACUCAUACACAAUCCCGGCAAACACUUGUAUUUGAACCUGAAAAUGCAAGUAAUGAUGUGUUUGUAACGCUGGAUAACCUCCAUGGUAGUAAAGGAUCUUCUCUUUUUCUGAAAACUAGUCAAUUUUUCACUAAAUCAGCUGAUGGAAGUGCAUCUAGUCAUGAGAGAGAAGAUGAUGUGAUAAUUACUCCAUCUCGUAUAGAUGGAAGGAAAAGUCCUAGUAAAUAUGCCAACAAAUUUGCAAAAUUGAAGAAUAAACUAAAUAUCAAACAAUGGGGGAGCGACUCACUGCAUUUGAACGCAUUUAUAUCCAACGGGAUCAAACGCGAUAUUUCUCCAAUCAGUGUAUAUCGAUCAAAUGAUUUGGAUGAGUUAGAGCAAGAUAUAAUACCUAGUCAACUAAGUAUUGUGAGUCCUAUAAGAAGUGAUAUCGAUGAUGAGUAUGACGACCACCACCAACACGACGACGACGACGACGACGACGACGACUUGGAGCUUAGAAAUUUGCCAGUACCACCAACUCACCGUAUUGCUCUGAAGCCUUUACCAGCACCCCCAGGGCGGAAACCACCUUCCAGUUUCAACAACUUUGACUUUAAAGAUUCCACAGCAAUACCGUUUUCAGCAGAUUUUAUUGGUGUCGAAGAUGACCACCAAGACUUGUUACCAACAAAAGUGUACAUGCUUAAGGAGCAAGUCAAGUCUUUGAGCUUUAAUGGAAAUUCGCACCAUGCAGUAGAUGAACCUUUAAAUAAAGACGAGAUUGAUCCAAAGUAUUAUGCCCCUACGCCGAGUGAACACUUUACCCGUAGCACUAGGUUGGCUGCUGGAGAAGUUACCAAGGACGAUUUAAAAAUUGAUUUUAGGACAAAUAAAACAGGAUAUAUCGGUGAUGGUAAGUUUAGUCCAAGUAUAUUUCAAAAAGCUAGUGUGAACACCAGACCUUGGGAUGUUUACGAUGAAGAUAGCGACGAUGACGAGUCGAAUAAACCUGCUGUACCUCCAAAGAUACCAAGAGGUAUGAAUGAGUUGGAAUACUUUGCUUUGGAAAAGGAUAAAUACUUACAAGACUUGAAUGGGAGACGAGCUUAG
Messenger RNA from Lodderomyces oxycetoniae, 1701 nucleotides. It is a transcript of the gene INN1, whose product is annotated as Inn1p. Bases 1 to 1701 code for a protein of 566 amino acids. NCBI's taxonomy places the organism in Eukaryota, Fungi, Ascomycota, Pichiomycetes, Serinales, Debaryomycetaceae. The transcript has a single exon. The record is from RefSeq and is a predicted model, not a curated record.